AUGGCUUAUAGAAGCAUCUGCAACUGCAACAAUUAUUGUUUAGCAGUAGUUGUGUUAUUUGUGGGCGUACUAUUAUCCAAUGCAGCAGCAGCAGCUAGCAAUAGUUUUAAUGUGAUGAAGUUUGGUGCAAAACCAGAUGGGAAAACAGACUCCACCCAAGCAUUCGUGAAGACAUGGGCAUCAGCGUGCAGCUCUGCCUCUGGUCAAGCCAAUGCUGUCAUGUAUGUCCCCAAAGGAAGGUUCUUGAUUAAGGCUGUGGUGUUCAGAGGUCCUUGCAAGACUAGAAGAGUUACAGUUCGGAUAGAUGGAACCCUCGUGGCCCCCACAGACUAUUGGGCUUUGGGCAACUCAGGCUACUGGAUUUUAUUCAUUAAGGUCACCGGAGUUACAGUGGUUGGUGGUUCUCUCGAUGCCAAGGGUGCUGCAUUUUGGGCUUGCAGGAGAUCUGGGAAGUCUUGCCCUGUUGGAGCUAGGUCGAUAACGUUCAAUUGGGCAAACAACAUUGUGAUCAGUGGUUUAACAUCCAUCAACAGUCAGCAAACUCACCUUGUAAUCAACAGCUGCAACAACGUGCUUGUUCGAAACGUGAAGCUGAUUGCUCCGAGUGAAAGCCCCAACACAGACGGCAUUCAUGUGCAGAGCUCAGCUGGUGUAACCAUCACCGGCAGCAUCUUGCAAACUGGAGACGAUUGCAUAUCAAUUGGUCCUGGCACCACAAACCUCCAUAUCAGUAACAUCAAGUGCGGCCCAGGCCAUGGCGUAAGCAUUGGAAGUCUAGGCAAGGAGCUGAAGGAAGAUGGUGUACAAAAUGUGACGCUAACAAAUGCAGUUUUCAGUGGAUCAGACAAUGGAGUACGAAUAAAGUCAUGGGCUAGGCCCAGCACUGGCUUCGUAAGGAACAUUCUCUUCCAAAACAUCAUCAUGAGGAACGUUGAAAACCCCAUCAUCAUUGAUCAGAACUAUUGCCCAAAUAACCAAGCCUGUCCUAAUCAGGGUUCGGGUGUGAAGAUUAGUCAAGUGACGUACAGAAAUAUACAGGGGACGUCGGCAACAGCAGAGGCAGUAACAUUUGAUUGCAGCCCUAGUCAUCCAUGUACAGGGAUUAGAUUGCAAAACAUUAAGCUUACAUAUAUGAACAGGGAUGCCACGUCAUCAUGUAAGAACAUUGACGGAACCAGCAGUGGACUACUGGUGCCUGAAAGUUGUCUAUAA
Molecule: messenger RNA, 1212 nt
Organism: Prunus mume (Japanese apricot)
Lineage: Eukaryota; Viridiplantae; Streptophyta; Magnoliopsida; Rosales; Rosaceae
Product: polygalacturonase
Biological process (GO): carbohydrate metabolic process
Molecular function (GO): polygalacturonase activity
Source: RefSeq, a predicted model, not a curated record